AUGGACACCUACCUCAGCAGAGACAGCUACCUCAGCAGAGACAGCUACCUCAGCAGAGACAUCAAUUUAAGCAGAGAAAGCAACCUAUGCAGAGACAUUUACCUAAGCAGUGACAGUUACCUAAGCCGCGUCUGGGACAGUUACCCAAGCAGAGACAGUUACCCAAGCAGAGACAGUUACCCAAGCAGAGACAUCUACUUAAGCAGGGACAUCUACCUAAGCAGGGACAUCUACCUAAGCACGGACAGCUACCUAAGCACGGACAGCUACCUAAGCAGUGACAGCUACCUAAGCUGCUUCAUCUACCUAAGUGGAGACACUACCCUAAACGGGAACAGCUGUCUAAGCAGGAACAUUUACCUAAGAAGGGACAGCUACCUAAUCAAGGACAAUUGCUUGCGCAGGUUCAGCUACCAAGCUGAUACAAGACAGUUAACUAAGUGCAACAGAUACCGAAGCAGAGACAGCAACCUCGGCAGAGGCAACUACCCAAGCAGAGACAGCGACCCAAGCAGACACAGCGACCCAAGCAGAGACAGCUACCGAAGCACAGACUGUUACCUAAGCAGUGACUGGUACCUAAGCAGUGACAGUGACCUAAGCCGCGACUGGGACAUUUACCUAAGAAGGGACAGCUACCUAAGCAGGGACAACUGCUUGCACAAUGUUCAACUACCUAAGCUGAUACAGUUACCUAAGGAUGGACAUCUACCUAAGCAGAGAAUGUUAACUAAGCAGCGACAGAUAUCUAAUCAAGGACAGCUAUCUAAGCAGGGACAGCUACCAAAGCAGUUAAAGUUAUUUCAGCAGGAACAGUUACCUAAGCAGAGAAAGCAACCUAAGCAGGGACAGUUACCUAAGCCGGGACAGUUACUCAAGCAGAGACAGCUACCUAAGCAGGGACAGCUACCUAAGCAGAGAAAGCAACCUAAGCAGGGACAGUUACCUAAGCAGGGACAGUUACUCAAGCAGAGACAGUUACCUAAGUUGUGA
Messenger RNA from Carcharodon carcharias (great white shark), 993 nucleotides. RefSeq lists its product as uncharacterized. The transcript is spliced from 4 exons. Lineage: Eukaryota; Metazoa; Chordata; Chondrichthyes; Lamniformes; Lamnidae. The record is from RefSeq and is a predicted model, not a curated record. Bases 1 to 993 code for a protein of 330 amino acids.